AUGAAGCAGGCUGCUUGUCUGUUUGAAGAGAUAUCAGGGCUGAGGGUCAGGGAGAGUCACACCCAGGAGACAGAGAGUGAGGAAGAACAACAACAAGCAUUCCCUUAUUUGUUGAGAGUAAGGACCAACAGAACACCCAACCAUUUACCAGUAGAGAACGCUAGAGGCCGAGCCAGACCCAAACCAAAACCAAGUAGGAGCGAACCCACCAACAACGACUCUCCCGGCCCAUCCCGAGCCAAGAACCCACGCAUGAGGCCCAACAUGAUCAAACUGAAGUCCAGAGAGAGAGCCAAAGCCAAGGACAUGGGGGAGGAAUCGCUCCUGAGCCGACGCAGAAGUCGAAGUAGCUUUGAGUCUCUCUUCACACUGGGGAGCAUGCUGGGUAAAGGAGGAUGUGGGGCGGUCUACGCCGCCAUGCGCAAAAGUGACGGCCAACAGCCCGGAGAGAGGAGUGCCUUGCCCCUGGAGGUGGCCCUGAUGCAGAUCGUCUCGCGGCCCCCGUCCUGCUGCUACGUGCUGGGCCUGCUGGACUGGUUCGAGGAGGGCGAGCGUUUCAUCCUGGUGCUGGAGAGACCCUAUCCGUGCAUGGACCUGUUUGAUUUCAUCGAGGAGCUGGGAGGCCGGGUGGACGAGUGUCUGGCCAGGAUCAUCAUGAUACAGGUGGUACUGGCUGUUCGGCAUUGCCGCGACCGAGGGGUCCUGCACCGAGACGUCAAGGCUGAGAACCUGCUGGUGCAGACGGACAACCUGCGGGUUAAGCUCAUCGACUUUGGCUGCGGAGACCUUCUGAGAGAAUCCUCCUACAGAGACUACUCAGGCACAGAGGAGUACUGUCCUCCAGAGUGGGUGCUGAGUGGUGUGUACCAGGGCCGCCACGCCACCAUCUGGUCACUGGGGGUACUGCUCUAUGGCCUGGUGUGCGGCCGUCUGCCCUUCAACAAGGAGGCUGAUAUCAUUGCUGGGCGCCUGCGCUUCAAAAAGGGCCUGACUAAAGAGUGUAAGGAGUUGAUCAACUGCUGUCUGCAGCAGGAUCCCACCAAGAGGCCUGUUCUAGAGCAGAUCCUUCUUCAUGACUGGAUGGCAGACGGACUGGUGAUCUAGGACGAACUUUAUGAGACUGGGUGAUCUACCACCUGGGUCAGCUGUGGUCGGCUCGCAGGUUACCAUGACAACAACGAUCAGGGAAGAAACGCAAAAUGAACCUUUGCUAGAUACCAGUAUAUGAAU
Oncorhynchus keta (chum salmon) is the source of this 1230-nucleotide messenger RNA. RefSeq names its product serine/threonine-protein kinase pim-2-like. The transcript has 6 exons. Lineage: Eukaryota; Metazoa; Chordata; Actinopteri; Salmoniformes; Salmonidae. The coding region runs from base 1 to 1104 and encodes 367 amino acids. Gene Ontology annotation, cellular component: cytoplasm. Gene Ontology annotation, biological process: protein autophosphorylation; regulation of mitotic cell cycle; negative regulation of apoptotic process. Gene Ontology annotation, molecular function: ATP binding; protein serine/threonine kinase activity. The record is from RefSeq and is a predicted model, not a curated record.